UAGUUUUACUUUCAGCUGAGUUACAAUAUGGCAGCUGCCAUCGCAUAAAAUUAUUUAAUGAAAUUUUAAACCUUUUGCUACACUUACGAUAAAUAAGCACCAUGCCACAGAAAUGUGUAAUAUGUGAUAAAAAAGCUAUUUUGAAACGACCUAAAACAGAAGAUGCCAUGUGCAAAGAUUGUUUUUUCUGGGCCUUUGAAGAAGAGAUUCACUACACAAUCACCUCGGCCAACUUGUUCACACCUGGAGAAACUGUAGCCAUAGGCGCAUCUGGAGGAAAAGACUCCACUGUCCUGGCUCACACGAUGAAGAUAUUAAAUGAAAGGUACAACUAUGGCCUGAACUUGAUUCUCCUGUCAGUGGAUGAAGGCAUCACAGGCUACCGAGAUGAUUCAUUAGAGACUGUCAAGAGAAACCAACAACAAUAUGAGCUCCCUUUAACAAUUGUUUCUUAUGAGGAACUGUAUGGCUGGACGAUGGACGCCAUCGUGAAACAGAUUGGACUGAAGAAUAAUUGUACAUUUUGUGGUGUCUUUAGGCGACAAGCUUUGGACAGAGGAGCCAUGAAAGUUGGAGCCAAUAAGAUUGUUACAGGUCAUAAUGCUGACGACAUUGCCGAGACGGUCAUCAUGAAUGUGUUGCGUGGAGACAUAGCCAGAUUAAAACGUUGUACUGCUAUUAUGACAGGUGCUGAAGGUUGUCUCCCUCGAUGUAAGCCUUUCAAAUACACCUAUGAGAAAGAAAUAGUCAUGUAUGCUUACUUUAAAAAGUUGGAUUACUUCUCCACUGAGUGUAUUUACUCUCCCAAUGCGUACAGAGGCUUUGCCAGAACUUACAUAAAAGAUUUAGAAAAAAUUCGACCCAGUUCUAUCAUUGAUAUUAUUCACAGCGGGGAAUGUAUGAGCGUAAAGACGGAAGUGAAGAUGCCAACUCAAACGGUGUGUCAGAGAUGUAACUUUGUCUCCAGCAAUGACAUCUGCAAGGCCUGCGUCAUGUUGGAAGGUUUAAACAAGGGCAGACCUAGACUUGGCAUUGGAAAAAUCAACAAAGAAAGAAGAAAAUGGGAAGAGGAGCUGAAAUCAAAGGAAAGAAGCUCACCAGAGGAGACUGACAAGUCCACUGACUUGAGAACCUCCAAUGGCUGCACCCAGAGAGGCUGUGGGACAGGUUGCUCCGAUAAAUCCACCAAAGGGAAAAACUGCGCUGAAAAUGAUGAGCCGGACUUUGACUCUCCGUGUGGAGCUGCCGCAUGGAGAGUCGAGAAAUCUGACGACGAAGAGGAGUCGGACUAUGAGUCGGAGGAGGAGUCGGAGUUUGGGGAAAAUGCUCUUCGUGAGCAUUUGUCUGCAUUUUUUGACGAUUCUCUUUUCUCCGGACAAUCUUCCUGUCCUGUGGCUGCGGUCUCCUGCAGUGACACGUCUGACAGCAAUAACCAGUCGUCCGGAAGUGAUAAACAAGGAAGCUCUGACCAGUCUACGAACACUGAAAAACCAGAGAGCUCGAAUCAGACAACAAACACCGACAGCCCUGCCAGCUCAAAUCAGACGACAAACACAGAUAAACCGGACAGCUUGAACCGUUCAACAAACACUGAAAAACCAGUUGGUGUUGAUAGCAUUACCCAAUCAACUAGCAGUGAUAGCUCUGAGUGCAUUUUCCAGAGUACUGAAUGCUGUAACGUCCUACCCCAGAGUGACAGUAAGUCAUCCAGCACGUCUAGCACUGACAAAUCCACGAAUACUUCAAGCGGUAGUAGAGAUUCUGAUAGUACUCUUGGAUUUACCAUCUCAGACUUACUGAUGAGCUCAACACAGUCCUCUAGCUCUUCAGUCUCUGAGACUGACAAGAACAAAGCUGCUCAUUCUAACAGGUCUGACGCUUGGGAAUACUUCACAGCACGGGACUCUUCAGAGACUCUGACAUCCAGCACUGACGAUACAGCCAUUGACAAUCACCAAUCAGCUAGCAGUCACACUACUAUUGAGACGGGUCACUUGGAGAGAAGCAAUAGAUCUGCGUGCACAGAUGAAAUAGCCCCAUAUCAGCGGGAUGACAAUAGUGUAACCACCAACCAGGCAACAAAUACUCUAAGCACUAAUCAAGCUACAAACACUGUUAGCACUAAUCAAGCUACAAACACUGAUAGCUCUAAUCAAGGUACAAAUACUGUUAGCACUAAUCAAGCUACAAACACAGAUAGCAGUAAUCAAGCUACAAAUACUCUUAGCACUAAUCAAGCUACAAACACUGAUAGUACUAAUCAAGCUACAAACACGGUUAGCAGUAAUCAGGCUACAAACACUGAUAGAAUUAAUUGGACAACAAACAUUGAUGGUACCAACCAGUCAACAAGUACUGACAAAAUUGAUGGUACCAACCAGUCAACAAAUACUGACAAAAUCGAUGGUACCAACCAGUCAACAAAUACUGACAAAAUUGAUGGUACUAACCAGUCAACAAAUACUGACAAAAUUGAUGGUACCAACCAGUCAACAAAUACUGACAAAAUUGAUGGUACCAACCAGUCAACAAAUACUGACAAAAUUGAUGGUACAAACCAGUCAACAAAUACUGAUGAAUUAGGUCACAUUCAUCCACUUGUAAACACAGGAAAAAACAAAACAAACAAUGUGGAUUUGAAACAGCAAACAACUGCUGACAACACUAUUCUAUCAACUAUAAUUGACAAAUCUGACAGCACUAACCAAUCUACAAUUACUGACAAAGUUGACAUCACUAAUCAAUCUACAAUUACUGACAAAGCUGAGAUCACUAAUCAAUCUACAAUUACUGACAAACCUAACAGCACUAAUCAAUCUACAGUCACUGACAAACCUGAUAACACUAAUCAAUCUACAAUAACUGACAAACCUGACAGCACUAAUCAAUCUACCAUCACUGACAAACCUGACAGCACUAAUCAGUCUACAAUCACUGACAAACCUGACAGCACUAAUCAGUCUACAAUUACUGACAAACCUGACAGCACUAACCAAUAUACAAUUACUGACAAACCUGAUAGCACUAAUCAAUCUACAAUUACUGACAAACCUGAUAGCACUAAUCAAUCCACAAUCACUGACAUACAAAAAAUGAUGAAUGAAUCAAUUUCUGGGACACAAAAUAUAAGCCAGGAAAGAUCUACAUCUGCCAAUGUAUCUGACCGUGUGGCUGAUUCUCCAUGCCAGUACAAUUCUUCUGACAUUGACAAUCUUAUUUGUGUUGACAUUUCUGAUGACAUAUCCAUUUGUACUGACCAGACUGACUGUACUGAAACUUUUUGUGCUGACAUUUAAGAUAAUUAGAACUGACAUAGUGACAAAAAAGGAAAAAUAAAAUCAUACGGACAUUGUCCUAAGGAUACUGUCAGGGUGACAAGGACAGACAUAAGUGAGUGUAGUAUUGAAAUCAUCACAUUGGCACAUUGACAAUGGCGACAAGAACUUAGAUGUGAUAUUAACUUAUUGUCGCUGUUAUGACAUCAAUAUAAUGACAUGACUAUAACUGCUACAUAACUCUUUCCAAUACUGCUGCAGAAACAAAGACCCAAAAAUUUGCUGCUAAAACUUCACAGGACAACAAGAAAAAUUAAAUUCCCCCCCCCCCUCCCCUUGUUAAGCUUUGAUCUACAUCAGGUGUGGCCAAAUAUGUAGAACACAGCUGGGUCUUUCUAAACAUGAAAACUUUGCCUUGAUCUUUGGACUUGAUCACAACUUUAUAUUAUGACUACAUUGAUGGUUGGUUGUUUUAUCAUUAUGUCAAUGACAUAGAAGCUUGAGCUCCGUAACAUUAGUUUGUUAUGACAUUUAUAUGUUGAAUAGACGCAGUGGCAUAAAUCAGUAGACUUUGUAACACUGACCCAGUGACACUGACCUAGUUUCUUUGUUUGGGAAGUGUAUUUGUGUUGGUUAGAAUUGACAACAAAGACUUGAUAACAAAACAACUCGAGAAACAAACCAAAAAAUUGUCCCCAGUCAAAUUAUGCAAAUUCAAGAGACUAAACCAAGAACAACAAAUAGAUUCUAGACUUGGAUCCAACUGAAAGUCACAUCAUAUUAUACACACUUAUAAUAUAGGAAAUUGACCUGACAUAUUCUAUUGAUGAAGUUGGAAGACCAAAAGGGGGAUGGCUGACAUGGUUUGUCAGUGGACAGAAUGUUUCAUCCUAGAACCCAUUGUAAGAUGUCUGCUUAAGUCUUAAAGUUAUUAUUUCUUUCAUUCUUAUUCUUAGUAUUCAUUAUUUGUAUCUAUAAGUAUUAAAAUGGCAUAGUUUUAGAUAACUGUCUCAAAGCUCAGUAGUGGCUACAGAAAAAAAUAUGAAUUUUUAAAGAUAUAGAUGUAUUGUAUUCAUAUCUGGAAUCUAAAUUUUAAUUAACUAUUGUAUUUGUGUUUUUUUUUUGGUCUGCCAGAUAAAGAAUGUUCUUGAAUUUUUAUUAUGAAUUAAUUGGCAUUUUAAAAAAUUUAGUUUCAGGAAUAAAUAUGAAGUGAG
Biomphalaria glabrata is the source of this 4489-nucleotide messenger RNA. RefSeq names its product dentin sialophosphoprotein-like. Gene Ontology annotation, molecular function: tRNA binding. Gene Ontology annotation, cellular component: cytosolic tRNA wobble base thiouridylase complex; mitochondrion. Bases 102 to 3296 code for a protein of 1064 amino acids. The transcript is spliced from 15 exons. The record is from RefSeq and is a predicted model, not a curated record. Gene Ontology annotation, biological process: tRNA wobble position uridine thiolation. Lineage: Eukaryota; Metazoa; Mollusca; Gastropoda; Planorbidae.